CUCACCGCUGAGCUAAAUCCCCCCAUCCGCACUCGCAACUGCCCCCCCUCCUCCCCGCUCUGAUCGUACUCUUCGAUCCCGCGUGUUGAUCACAUCCUCUGCUUCUCACUAUCGCUCCUCAUAGACGUGGUCUGCAUCGCCUCGAUCGCCCUCGGUGCUGCGCUGUGUUGCCCUGCGUCGUGCCACAUUUGCCUCCGCCACGCCUGGCAUUAGGGGAUCCGCAUUGCGUUGCGCCAGCCAAAGGAGUCAAAGCACACGAGUCCUGAAAGCCUCCGGAGACCCGAGGGAGAAAUGCUCAGGGCGACCAUUGGUCGCUAAUAAUUAGAGCCACUCCUAUCCUCCCUUACUCCAUCUCCUCACUCUCGCCUCUCUGCUUGCCGUUCCAGCCGCAUCUGCUCUCCACAUCGCCAUCGUAACUCGGGAUUUCUGGUGCCGCUGCUGCUGAGCCAGCCUACAACAUUACUGCCGGAGAGGCCCACAUCAAGAGGACAACAGCAACCAUGGCAUCCUCUGCGGCCUCUUCAUCCAGCCGGCCUAACGCUGCGCCAGCUGGAACUCCAAGCUCCAUAGGUCCCUUUCAUAUUGGUCCCGAGAUUGGCAAGGGCUCCUUUGCAGUUGUGCACAAGGGUAUACAACUGCAAGACGAUGGCAAUCACUCGCAGUCACAUCCGUCUAGCCACGCUUCGUCGUCGUCUUCAUCCUCGUCCGCAUCUGCGUCUGCCAAGGAGGUGGCUAUCAAGAUUGUCACCCGCCGUAAGCUGACGCAGAAGCUCUUGGACAAUCUCGAAGGCGAGAUUGCCAUCCUCAAGGCUGUCAGUCAUCCCAACAUCGUAGAGCUGAUAGACUGUCUCAAGACCGAGUCACACAUCUACCUCGUAAUGGACUUUUCUUCUGGCGGAGAUCUAUCGCAGUACAUCAAGAGAAAGGGCCUACUGGCAGAAGAUGCGCUGAGCAAGUCCUCCUCCAGGGCUUUCUUGGCCGCUGCCAAGGAAUUUCCGCAUCCCAAUGAUGGAGGGCUUAAUGCCAAGGUCGUGCGGAGCUUUUUGGAGCAAUUGGCUGCUGCGAUGGAAUUCAUGAGGGUUCGUAACAUUGUGCAUAGAGACAUUAAGCCUCAGAAUCUCCUUCUUCAACCUCCCACCUCGUCUUGCAUCGCACUAGGCCAUCCCGCCGGAAUCCCCCAGAUGAAAGUUGCCGACUUUGGCUUCGCCCGGAGCUUGCCUGCUGCCAGCCUCGCAGAAACGCUGUGCGGCUCACCACUCUACAUGGCGCCUGAGAUCUUGCGGUACGAAAAGUACGACGCCAAGGCAGACCUGUGGUCGAUCGGGGCGGUGACGUUCGAGAUGACAGUAGGCAAGCCGCCGUUUAGGGCUGCGAACCAUGUCGAAUUACUACGGAGGAUCGAGCGGAACGACGAUAAGAUCAAGUUCCCCGAUGAGCGGAGCGAGGGCACUUGGUUGAAGGAAGUACAGAGGCGGAGAGAUGCGGACGAGUACGUCUCGAUAGAAGAGGAGAAGCGUGGUCCUACAAAGGUCGACGAUGACAUCAAGACACUGAUUCGCGCUCUGUUGAAGAGGCGGCCAGUGGAGCGUAUGAGCUUCGAAGACUUCUUCUCGUCGCCAGUGAUACUGGGCGCUCGGCCCGCCAAGGUUGGCAGGCAACGACCGGAAUCGCCUCAACCCCAAGAGAUUCUGCCACCAACCUCGCCUUCUUCCUCUACGUAUAGCAGUGCUAGUGAAGGUCUACCACCCAGAGCUACUCCUGGUCCAACAUUGCCAUUGCAGCCCGCUCCUUCCACACGGGUGCAGGCACCCCCGCCCCUUUCACAGGCGCCGUUGCCAAAGUUUCGCUCCAAGUACAUCGUUGCACAGAAGAGCGAAGCCAGCUCGGCCGUUUCGCAGAACGACUCUGGCGCCCCUCCUUCCCGCACUGCCAAGGCAACCGGCGGCGGCGGCGGCGGCGGCGAGGAGGUCAGGGCGGCUCCUCUUGUCCGGCAGAAGAGCAGCGGUGCCAGCAGUGUCAAGAGUGUGACUACUCCUGCAAGUAGCGGUGCACCGUCGAGGGUACCUUCUUCGACAAAGCUGUCUGCGACUUCGGAGCGAACAGAGGGAGGGUCUGGCAGUGGUCGCAGGCCCUCUGCAGGAGCUCUACAGCAAGUCUCAGCAAGUCAGGAAGAUGACGAGUCGCAGUAUGUGAUGAUCGAAAAGAAGAACGUCGAAGUAAACGCUCUUGCGGAUGAGCUGGCCUACAGCCCUAAUCAAGCGCGCAGCCCUCUAGCAACAGGAGCUGCUACUGCUGCUGCUCUGCUAGUGCGACGACCUUCAAGGCUUACGAGACUCGCUUCGGGCUACACUGGACCAACAUCCCCUUCGGCGGCACCAAAGACAACGAGCUCGCCUCCGGAUACUGUUCCUGCUCGACCGCCGUUGAGCACGACGGCUACGGCUCCAAGCGUGCUCUCUUCUUCGCCCUCGGCACCAUUUGCUCUACCUCCAGGUGCUAGGCGACAACCUUCUUUCGCCUCUAGACGAACGAGUGGAGGAGCCUUCGGCUCACCUCGUCCUACUAUCACAUCUCUGCCAUCACAGAGUGUCCCACAAGGGUCAGAGGAGGUAGAUCAGGAGAAGUCUGACUUAGGUCGAGCGCAGCCCACCUCGAUCAGUCCCAUUGGCACUGGCGGCGCAGCAGUCGCCCGUUACCCUAGCGUGAGCGUCUCGCCUGGCUCGGCACUCGCGAGGGCGAUCAGUCAAGCCAGCCAGAAGCUGUUUGGUAUGCCGAGUGGAACGGCUGUUUUGGGUGGUGGUCUGAGCUUGAGAGGUGCUGCGACACUGAUGAGGGGUAGGAUGGGGGCGAUUCAGGGCACUCCGGCUGGGAGCGCUGCUCUGCGUGGCGAGACUUCUCUCCUGCUGUAUCUGGACGACUAUGCCCAGAAAGCCUUCGUCCUCUGCGAAUUUGCCGACUCCAAGCUCUCUUCGAUCUACCCAGAAGGACCUCACCAGCCUGCCUGGGCCUCCUCUGCCUCAUCCUCCCACCACCAGACCGCAGGCUCGAUGGAUCGGCAGCGCUCCCUCUCCCUCUCCGCUUCCUCUACACAUAACACUGCAAGCGCUGCAGCCGUUGGAGGAGGCAAUGCCGAGACGAUUGCGAAUGAGGCACUGCAGAUCUACCUCAAGAGCUUGAGCUUCCUUCUGCGGGGAAUCGAGGUUGUGAGAGGGUAUCUGGAGAUGAAGGGUACCGGGGCGACGGGUGGUCUGAGCUCCUCGCCGACAAUCAGUCCUGAUUUGAAUGAGGCGGUCCAAUCCCUGCGUCGUCGUUUCAACGAGACGUGCGACAAGGCCGACUUUGCCCGUUCCAAAUGUUCCGAAGUCAGCACCGCCACCUCCGAAUCGAAUCAGCAAGCAGUCAACAAGCUCAUCUACGACAAGGCCCUCGAGAUUGGGCGGGCAGCGGCACUUGAUGAGCUUGAGAACAAUCACGCUAACGUUAACGUCAACGUGAACCUCAAUGCGAAUGUCGGCUCGUCACCAGAGUCAAACACGCCCCCUUCCCUAUCGGGCGCGGGACAGUGGGAUAUCCAAGCAUGCCUGCUCGCCUACGAGACGGCAGCGGUUAUGCUGUCGUGUCUGCUCAGUAGCAGUGCCGAAGGGGAUGCGUCCGGUGCGGGCGGUGGCGCUGCCGGUGAGAUGGAGGAGACGACGGGUUUGACCGUUGAACCUUUCUUCAAGUCGAUCAAUCAUCGAUCUCAAGCUCUACGUAGGCGGAUUGAAAUGGGAGUAGCUUCCGUACCUUCGACUACACCUACGACUGGAGUCGCACCUGGAGCAUCUGCCGUCAGCAAAGAAAAUACAUUGGGCAUGCCUGUAGGAGUGGAUGUGGGAGCGGGAGUGGGGAGGGGGACACUGCUUCCUCCUGCUGGGGAGGUCUAGGCAAAACAAGACGACCUUGCUCCCAGCCGGCUCUUCUUUUGCCUCCUCUUCCCGGCUCGACACCACUCCUUCUUCGUCUUCCUCUCCUUCAGUAUGCUCCAAGCCUAUUUCCCAUCUCGCAACACUCCACCAC
Microstroma glucosiphilum is the source of this 4056-nucleotide messenger RNA. Its product is annotated as kinase-like protein. The transcript has 4 exons. Gene Ontology annotation, cellular component: cytoplasm; autophagosome. Gene Ontology annotation, molecular function: protein serine/threonine kinase activity; ATP binding. The record is from RefSeq and is a predicted model, not a curated record. The coding region runs from base 501 to 3923 and encodes 1140 amino acids. Lineage: Eukaryota; Fungi; Basidiomycota; Exobasidiomycetes; Microstromatales; Microstromataceae. Gene Ontology annotation, biological process: protein autophosphorylation; autophagy; peptidyl-serine phosphorylation.